AAGCUCGUCGCGUCCGACGGCACGGCGAGCGACCACUUCGGCUGGUCCGUCGCCUCGAGCGGCGACUUCGUCGUCGUCGGCGCGUUGGCCGACGACGCUCCGGGCUACUAUGCCGGCUCGGCCUACGUCUACCGCAACGUCGACGGCGUCGCGACGGAGGUCGCCAAGCUCGUCGCGGACGACGCCGGGGAGAAAGACCAAUUCGGCAUCUCUGUGGCCAUUCACAACGACAUCGUCGUCGUCGGGUCGGUCGGGUGGAGUGCCACUCCAAACUCUGCGGCCUACGUCUACAAAAGUUCGGACGGCGGCGCGACCUGGCCCCAGGUGGCCAAGCUCGUGGCUGACGACGCCCCCGACGACCAGUCGGGCUUCGGGUACAGCGUCGCGAUCGAAGACGACACCAUUGCCGUCGGAGCGACCCAGGACUACACGGGCACCCACGCUGGCACGGGCUCCGCAUACGUAUUCAAGACACCGGACGGCGGCGCGACCUGGACGCAAAAGGCCAAGCUCGUCGAGUCCGACCCGACGGCUGGCGCCUGGUUCGGCAUGUCAAUCUCGUUGAGUGGAGACGUCAUCGCCGUUGGAGCGCACUACAAAGAUGGUGGCCGCGGUACACAAGCGGGCUCGGCUUUCGUUUUCCGCACGACGGAUGGCGGCGAGACCUGGACGCAGGCUGCAGAGGUCGUUGGGGACGACGUCGGCAUCCAAGAUCACUUCGGACGGUCCAUCGACGUCGACGGUGACACCCUUGUCGUCGGGGCACCUCAGGACGACGAGGUCAUCGCCAACGCGGGCGCGGCCUAUGUGUUUCGCACGACGGACGGCGGCGCGAGCUGGUCUCAAGAGGCCAAGCUCACAGCGGACGACUCCGCCACAGACGACAGGUUGGGCGUCUCAGUUUCGAUUACCGGGAGCACUAUUGUCGCUGGGGCGUACGGCAACUCAAAAGGUGCUGCCUAUGUGUGGCAUACGACGGACGGCGCGACCUGGACCCGCGAAGCGAAACUUGUCUCGAGCGAUAUCGCGAACGGCGACAACUUCGGCUUCUCCAUCUCGCUUGGUGCCGACUUCAUCGUCGUCGGGGCG
Molecule: messenger RNA, 1089 nt
Organism: Aureococcus anophagefferens
Lineage: Eukaryota; Pelagophyceae; Pelagomonadales; Pelagomonadaceae
Exons: 1
Source: RefSeq, a predicted model, not a curated record